Acyrthosiphon pisum (pea aphid) is the source of this 3025-nucleotide messenger RNA. Its product is annotated as zinc finger MYM-type protein 1-like. Gene Ontology annotation, molecular function: protein dimerization activity. The record is from RefSeq and is a predicted model, not a curated record. The transcript has 3 exons. Lineage: Eukaryota; Metazoa; Arthropoda; Insecta; Hemiptera; Aphididae. The coding region runs from base 479 to 3010 and encodes 843 amino acids.
AAAUAUUAAUUAUAUUGGUAUUUGGUGUUAUCUGCUAAUUGAUUUUUCAGUUGUACAAUAUUUUUUUUUUUCUAUAAAAUUUUGGGACAAGUGCCUGAUGCCCCAUAGAGUAUCAAGAUUUUCAAGAAAGAAAAUAAUACGUAUCGGAUCAAUUUUAAGCGUUCAAGAAGUUACACGUGAAAUAUACAAGCGAUACGUACCGACUCGUAUCGGACUCAGACUUCGAUACGAGGCGGUACGUAGUUGUUCCUUAUCGAUACGUAACGCAUUUUUCUUCUUGAAAAUCUUGUAUCACUCUGUUUGAUAACACGAUUAAAGAUAGUACUGUCAUUAGCCAUGUGGUGAUUGUUUACGCAUAGUAUCGUAUUUAUCGUAAUCGUAUUAUUCGUAUUGUCAAUUAUUUUCAUCGCGUUUGCAUAUAAUAUAUAUUGUUUAAAAGUUUUAUUCGUGUACUGUUUUUUUUUUAAAUAUAGUAGGUAUGUCGAAGCGUAAAAUUUCUUCUUAUUUUACUUCAACUUCAGAUAAUAGUAAGCAUUUUAUUCCUGACCAACCAAAACAAGUUGAAAAGGAACAACCGAUAAUACCAUUAUUGAUUGAACCGAAUAAAGAAUCCAACACAAUUGUAACUUCAAAUAGUUCAAAUUAUACUGAUAUUGGCCAAGUAGUAAGUGGAAGCAUAAUAUUAAAUGAUUUUAUAAAAUUCACAAUACUCGAAAAAAAUAAUAAACCAUCAGAAGACUUUGUUUUUCCUUUUUCUUUACACAAUAAAAAGGGAAAAGAAGAAAAACGGUAUUUACGAUUGAAUCAUUUUCAGAAAUUCAGCUGGUUAGAGUAUUCAAAAAAUGAAAAUGGGUUAUUUUGUAAAACAUGUGUACUUUUUUUAACCACUACAAUGGGUGGUGCUCAUAAAACAGAGCAGUUAAAAAGGUUGGUAACUAAACCUCUAAAUUUAUACUCAAAAUUGCUUGGGAAAGAUGGUGCACUAGAAGUUCACAAUAGUACUCACUAUCAUAAGAAAGCUGCUCAAUGUGCAAUAGAUUUUAAAAUUACAUAUUUGAACCCUAAUAGAGAAGUAAUAAAUAUGUUAGACUCUCAAAGAAAAAAAGAAGUUGCCGAAAACCGUGCUCGCAUUAGACCAAUAAUUGAAACAAUUAUUUUUUUGGGACGACAAAAUAUUGCAUUACGUGGGCAUCGAGAUGAUGGUAAAGUUUCGUUUGAUGAAUUCCCAAUUGAUAAUGUCGAUAAUGAUAAAUCUGUGAUUAAUGAAGGCAAUUUUAAACAACUUCUUAAAUAUAGAGUAGCCUCUGGAGACCAUGUUCUUAAAAAUCAUUUGGAAACGUCAACUGCUAGAGCAACUUACAUAAGUGGAUUCACACAGAAUGAAAUUAUCAAUUGUUGCAGUAAAGUUAUUUUAGACAAAAUUUGUUCAGAAGCUAAAGAAGCAAAACAAUUUAGUGUGAUAUUUGAUGAAACAACGGAUAUUUCUAAUAUAUCUCAAUUAAGUUUAAUAAUCCGUUAUAUAUUUAAAAAUCAAGUAAAUGAAAAAUUUUUGGGAUUCAUUAAUUGCCACGACUAUAUAUUUGAAAAAAAUAAAGAUAAAUUGUUGAAAGAUAGUGGGGUAAAUCAAGAUCCUAUUAGUGAAAUUCAAGAGCCUAAAAUAACUGGUAAAAUUCUAGGAAAUGCAGUUGUACAGCUAUUGCAAGAUUUUAAUUUCAAUUUAGAUAAUUGUGUAGGUGUUGGAACGGACGGUUGCUCAGUUAUGGUUUCCUCAGCUAAUGGAGCAGUUCAACAAAUCAAACAAUUUGCAAAAAAUGCAGUGCACAGCCCUUGUUCUAGUCAUGCCUUAAACCUGUGCAUCUCAAAGUCUUCAAACAUACAGCUUAUUCGAAACUGUGUUGGUGUUAUUAAAGAAACCAUAUCUUUUUUCCAUUUAUCAGCCAAACGUAAUUUUGUGUUGAAAAAAUAUUUAACUGGUCAUAAAUCACUUUCUAGCUUAUGCGAAACGCGUUGGGUAGAAAGACACGAUAGUGUAUUGCAAUUCAAAAAUUCACUUGUCAACAUUGUAGAGACUUUAACUGAAAUUUCACAAUGGAAUGAUAUUACUUCAUCAGCAAAAGCUAAAAUUUUAAUAUCUGGACUCUGUACAUGUGAUUUUAUUUUAUCCCUUAAUUCUUUAUCUCAAAUAUUAAGUGUUACAUACCCCAUCAGUAAAAUUCUUCAAAAACGAGAUGAAGAUGUAGUAACAGCAUCAAUACACAUUAAUAAUGUUAUAGAUGUACUCCAAAAGUAUCGGUCAAGCUGUGAGGACAAAUUCAAAUGUUUAUUUGAAGAAAGCAAGUUAACUUUUGAGAAACUUGAUGUAGAAAUGAAAUUGCCUAGGCUUGUUGGUCGUCAAACUCAUAGAGGGAAUAUAAAUUCUGGAUCAAAUGAUCCCUUGGACUACUACCGUAUAAAUAUGUACAUACCUCUUCUAGAAAGUAUAUUAGAAGAUUUAAAAUACAGAUUUUUAAGUAAAGAAAAUGAAAAUAUUGUAACCCUAAUGUUGUUAGUUCCAAGUUGUAUAAUUAAAAUAAAAGAUGAAGAAACAUAUACCACCUUCAAAAAAAUUAUUCAAGUAAUUACUUGUUACUCAUUUUUUGAACAUGUACCAGAAGAAUUAAUUAAUGGAGAACUUGAACUUUGGUAUGCUCAAUGGAGUAAACAAGAAACAGAAGGGAAAAAUAUCUGUAAAAAUGCAUUAGAUGCUUUGGAUGAGUGUCAUCAUCAUGUUUUUCCUAUUCUUCACGAAGUUUUGUGUAUUAUAUGUUCACUGCCAAUCAGUGUAGCAUCUGCUGAGCGCACCUUUUCUACACUCAGAAGACUGAAAACAUGGUUACGUUCCCAAAUGGGAAAUGAACGUCUCAGUAGUUUGGCUAUGUUGCAUGUGCAUAGAGACAUAGACAUUAACAUUGAUAAUGUCAUUGACAUGUUUGCAAAAAUGAAAAACCGAAAUAAAAAUUUUAUAUUGUAAAUAUUUUAUUUUUCA